Durio zibethinus is the source of this 1228-nucleotide messenger RNA. RefSeq names its product agamous-like MADS-box protein TM6. Gene Ontology annotation, cellular component: nucleus. Gene Ontology annotation, biological process: positive regulation of transcription by RNA polymerase II. Lineage: Eukaryota; Viridiplantae; Streptophyta; Magnoliopsida; Malvales; Malvaceae. The record is from RefSeq and is a predicted model, not a curated record. Gene Ontology annotation, molecular function: protein dimerization activity; RNA polymerase II transcription regulatory region sequence-specific DNA binding; DNA-binding transcription factor activity.
UCUCAAGAUGCCCCUGUUCUUUUGAUCAGAGUUCACUCAUUCAACCAGCAUUUGUAGUUACAAAACAAAAGACUUUUAUCUCCCCUUUCCCGAUAUAGAUUCCACCCUCUCUUCCUCUGAUCUUAAGCCAUUUCUUUAUCAUCUUCUCCUCUUCCUCUCUUGAAGAUAGCCUAUUUGUACAAAGCCCUUCGCCUACCUAGCUGCCCUACCUGCUCUCAUCUUAUUGUUUUCUCAGAGUACUUGCUUUAAGAGUUUCAAAGGAGAAAAAAAAAAUGGGUCGUGGCAAGAUCGAGAUCAAGAGGAUUGAGAACGCUACUAACAGGCAGGUGACCUAUUCCAAGACAAGAAAUGGUCUUUUCAAGAAAGCCCAAGAGCUCACUGUUCUCUGCGAUGCUAAGGUUUCCUUGAUCAUGUUCUCCAGCACUGGAAAAUUCCAUGAGUUCAUCAGCCCUAAUAUCUCGACGAAGGCGUUUUUUGAUCUUUAUCAAAAGACUACAGGGACUGAUCUCUGGAGCUCCCACUAUGAGAAAAUGCAAGAAAACUACAGAAGGCUGAAGGAGAUCAACAAGAAGCUAAGGAGAGAGAUCAUCAGGCAAAGGAUGGGUGGCGAACUGGAUGAUCUUAACAUUAAGGAACUGCAAGCUCUUGAGGCUAAAAUGGAUUCUUCCUUGGUGUUUGUACGUGACAGAAAGUACCAUGUCAUUAAAACGCAAACCUACACACACAAGAAGAAGGUAAGGAACUUGGAGGAAAGACGUGCAAAUCUUGUCUUCAACUUGGAGACAAAGCUUGACCAUCAGGAUGGAAUAGUUGACAAUGAAGGAUAUUAUGAAGCAGCAGCACUUGGGCUAGCAAAUGGAGCCUCUAACUUAUAUGCUCUUCGCCUGUACCAAGGCUACCAUCCCAAUCUUAUUCUUCACCAUGGGGAAAAAUAUGGUUCCAAUGAUCUGCGCCAUGCUUGAUUGGUGGUUUUCGAGGACACACCUUCAAUUUCAGACAAUUAAUCUAUAUAUUAUUAAUUCUCUUUAUUAUAUUACUAACUAAUAUAUAUGAACUAGAAAAUAAAUUCAGAGUUGUACCAAGUAAUUUCUCUUGCUUGGUUAAAACGGUAAUUAAUGGCCUGAAAUUAGCAAGAUUUUCAGUGCUUUCUCUCUUUCUCCUUCUAGGACAAGUAAGAGCUGGCGUGUCCCCUUUAAUGUAAUAUAUAAAAUAGGUUGGGUUGUAUUGA